GCAGCCGCAUCCGCUGCCCCCGCCCGCUGCCUUUACGCCGUUUGCGUAGCGUGCCCCAAGAUGGCGUUGCGGUCGUCGUUGGCGGCGGCCGGAGAGCUGGCGGCGGCGGCAGAGCUGGUGGAGCUGACGGGGGGGAUGAGGCGGGCGAAAGGCGGCAGCGGCAGCAGCGUGUAGCGGAGGCUCCCGGCGUGUGAGAGACUCUCCUGGGAGGCGGGUCCCCUCAGUCCCCGCUGCCGGAGACCGGCGGGUCCCACCCCCCUCAGGGCCGUCUCCCCCCCCCCCCCGCCUUAUUCCCCACUGGGCCUCUUGGAGCCCAGGCCUUGCUCCCCCCACAACGCCCCGUCCUCGGUGUCCUCCCCGCGCCUGGGCCUACCCCUUUAGCGCCGAGCCCCCCACUCAGCCCCCUCGCUGCCCCCCCUCCCCCAGAACGGAGGAUGAUGAAGCUCAAGUCCAACCAGACUCGCACCUACGACGGGGACGGGUACAAGAAGCGGGCGGCCUGCCUGUGCUUCCGCAACGAGAGCGAGGAGGAGUCUUGGAUCAUACUAUCCAGUUUACUUGAGACCUUUGAGCUCCAUGCUUAUACUGGGGAGUACAGCUUUUUAGAUGUAUGAAUUUCCCUGUGUACAUCCUGUUUGCUUUCGAAGAACACAACAAUGUCACAACUUCACUUUGAUCUAGGUUUUUGUCUGGUGCUCUUGGUGAGCAGUAGUCGCCAUCCAGACAGAUGGAUUGUCCCAGGAGGUGGCAUGGAGCCUGAGGAGGAGCCCAACGUGGCUGCUGUGCGGGAAGUCUGUGAAGAGGCUGGAGUGAAAGGGACAUUAGGAAGAUUAGUAGGAAUUUUUGAGAAUCGGGACAGGAAACACAGAACAUAUGUUUAUGUACUUAUUGUCACAGACGUGUUGGAAGACUGGGAGGACUCUGUCAAUAUUGGAAGGAAAAGGGAAUGGUUUAAGAUAGAAGAUGCUAAAGAAGUUCUGAAGUCUCACAAACCAGUGCAGGCCUCAUACUUUGAAACCUUGAGACAAGGCUGUUUGGCAAACAACGGCACUCCUGUCAUGACCACUUCAUACACUGACUCUAAUGAGAGCUCUGUCUCUGACAUCAGAUGACUGAAGAUGUCCCUAUAAAAGAAAGUUUUGGAAAAUAGACUGAAAAAUGGAUUUCCUUCCUCCUCCCUCUCCCACCCCCUUUCACAUGCCUCCUCUGUUGAACAAGGCAUGGGCAGCAGCCUGUGGCAAAGCAAGUGUUAAGAGUGGUGCAGUUUAGUGCAAGGUGGGGUUUUUUGCUUUUUUGGAUAUAUGUAUUUUGUAAAAUACAUUUUGUGCAUGAAGUGCCCCUUUCCCUUUACACCGCUACCCUGGCCUGGAGAGCGACGCUGCUCGUUUCGCCUCUGCCUUGUGUUCUGAAGUGUUCCCAUAUGUGUCAACCCAGCCAUAGCCAGACAUUUUUCUUUUUUUUUUUAAUUAAAGACUGCAAAUGUGA
Mauremys reevesii (Reeves's turtle) is the source of this 1485-nucleotide messenger RNA. It is a transcript of the gene NUDT3, whose product is annotated as nudix hydrolase 3. Gene Ontology annotation, molecular function: endopolyphosphatase activity; bis(5'-adenosyl)-hexaphosphatase activity; diphosphoinositol-polyphosphate diphosphatase activity. The transcript has 6 exons. Gene Ontology annotation, cellular component: nucleus; cytoplasm. The record is from RefSeq and is a predicted model, not a curated record. Lineage: Eukaryota; Metazoa; Chordata; Testudines; Geoemydidae. Gene Ontology annotation, biological process: diadenosine pentaphosphate catabolic process; diadenosine hexaphosphate catabolic process; diphosphoinositol polyphosphate metabolic process. The coding region runs from base 657 to 1112 and encodes 151 amino acids.